UAUCAAUUGUAUUGGCUCAAAUUCCAGGACAAUAUCAAUGUCAACCAAAAGCGUUCAGUUGGCAAAGUACAUCAUCUUAUUCUUUUGCGCAAGGGCCCCUAGUACGUAUGCAUAUGUAUUAACUCUCGCUUUCAGAUUAGGAACAUUGGUUACAAUUGAAUGUCUUUGAUAAGGAAAGUAUCUUUAGUUCCAACUAAACAGACCGUCCGUUGAGGUAGGCUUGUCAAUUCGAGGCUCACAUUGAUCAAACAAUGGAUGGUGUACCUAUAAGACCGUGUUGUGUUCCAAGUUGAGUCGAUCCCAAAUACUAAUCAUAAAAGUGAGACUUCGCACCAAAGUAAACUCUGGAUAGUCUCCAUUAACCAUGGAAUCCAACACGACCGAUUUGCCUUUUCUCAAGGGCGUUCUUCAACUGAGGAAACAAAUGGACGCUCCCAGUCUCGAGUCUCUGCCCAAGAGCUACAAAGCUAACUCUGACGUGGAAAAGUUGUAUUUGUGGUCGGCCGAGAAUUUUCGCCGUCAAAUCCGACAGAAGUUCCCCCAUCUCCACACGAAAUUCCUAACGUGCGCCAAUGAAUGCCAAGUGGAGAAACUCAUCAUGACUUUCAUCAAGCCGACCGUGCUCCCGUUUGCUCAUCUCUUUGAUAUCGGAAAGUGUGCUCAAUUUAUCUGCGAUUUUAUAGCCUACAAACCCGAGCCUCGACUUGAGGAUUUGAAUCAAAUCAAUUCACCCACCUUGACCAUGCUGUGCCAAGUUGGGAAUAGUCUGGAGAUGAGUCAUUGCCUCGUGUCUCUCUUGACCGGGUUCGGCUUUCAAGCCUUUGUCGUCUGCGGCCAAGUGGAUCCAGCCACGGCCAAUCGAGACCGGACCACUCAAGGAUUCGCCCUCGGAAAAGAACUUGAGACAACGAAAGAGACCAACUUGGCCAUUGAGAAGGGACACUAUCAAGUAUUGGAUCCCCCUGUUUUGGAAAGCAAAUACACCAAGUUCCUUGAAGGCCUCGACCAUCAGCUUUGGCAAGGUCAGAAGAGAAAAAGCCAAACAAAUAACGGCCUUUCCCCAACGAACGGAGGGCUAAUCUCUGGAUCACCUCGAGAGCCCGGCCUUCUCCACGCUUGGGUGUAUGUCGAACUGAGUGAAGGCCAGCGGGGAUUCUUCAUCGAGGCCACCGAUGGUGAAAGACGGCCUCUAAGCGAUCCUCGUAUCCUGACCAUUGAUUCCGUGUGGAACGCCAGCAAUUAUUGGUUAAGUACGAGCGGCCAUGGAAACGAUGCGAUUUUCCGAGACAAAAUGACACUCGAACUGGAUUCCAACGAGAUUUGGAUCAAAUUUGUGGCCGAUAUUGAGCCCAUCAGCAAAGGCCAUGCUGAUAAGCGCUUACUCAAGGUCCUUCAUCAGUGGUUGGCACCCCUAGAGAUUCCCCAGUCUAGCUACGAGCUCACAUUUAGAUUAGGCCAGAAGGUCGAUUACUUCAAGGACACCAAGGUGGAAUACUUUGCACCCUAUCUCCUGAAGGAUGGACUGGUUCAACGCAUUCAGCGAUUCGAUCCCGAAACUGAAUCCACUGAAGACCAUUUGAUUCAGACUUGUGAAAAAUUUCGCUACCGAACGGAUCAGAUGACGGUGCGUGAAACUUUCACCCGAACACACCAAGUCGUGGAGAGUUUCGCCCAUGGGCGACCUGACCACUUGAAAGAGCAUCAGUUCUUCAAGCACUCGGGUGGUCAACCCGCCCAAUACUUGUCCAAGUUCUAUCACGAAUCUCGGUCUGACGGAUUGGAACAGCGGGACUUCAAAGACCUGGAAAUCACGGAAAAAUAUUCCGGUAGAUUAGACGGACUUCAGAGCAUGAAGGCCGUCUUCAUAAUUGCGGAGAAGAAAUUUGGCCCAGCGGAUAAUACGAAGCGUUACAAAGAAGUGGCCAAAAUCAUCGAGACCUAUGCAGGAGCCAACAGCAUCAAGGACGCACAAACGAAUCGAGGAGCAAUAAUUGACCCAAGGGAUAUCCAGGCUAAUCCCGGCCGGAUACUAGACACUUCCCAGAUCAUGGAGAAAGUUUACGAUAUCGAGGAUGAUCAUAUUCAAAUCAAAUUUCAUCGUGUGGAAGGACAGAUCUUUUGCAAGAGUGUGGAGUUUCUGCAACCUAGGUCAUUGGAAAAUGAUGAGGAUCUAACUCGCGAGGAUGUCAAGGUCUACAUGGUUGAUCCCCGCGAUGAGGAACCCUGUCUCAAGGAGCUCAAGGUGAUUUUUGGAGAGGAACUUCGAGCCCAAGCCAAGGCCAAGGCCCGAGUGGAUAAUGUCGAGAAAGAAAUGUCAGCUUUGUUGGAGCAACGCAUGCGUGAGCAUUCAGCCAAUGAUCUGGAUGUUUGGGUGUUUGACGUGAAGCGGAAUGCUCAGGUGAAGCGGGGACGUCAAAACGAGGAAAGGAUCGCCAAACUCAAGGAGAAGAGUGUCGUGGACCUAGAAUUGGAUUUCUUGGGACCCUAUUUGGAGCGUCAUCAGGAAGACGGACCAUUGAAUAAGGCUCAAGUUAUCAAGAUUCAACAAGAGUGCCUUGCCAAUGUGAAAAGAGACCUCGAGGAAAAGGAACACGAGCUGGAGGCUCAAAUGGAGCAGAUCAAAAAAGACUUGAAGAACCUCAAGGCCGUCCUCACUUCGGAGGAUAUUAAUUCGAAAAAGUUUCUGCUUAAUGUCAUUCAAACCCGAUUGAGUCGCCAGAAGAAGCACACUAUCGACUUUUUUGCCAAGGCUGAAAAAACAGUCACGGAAGAUCCUCGAGUUUUAAAAUAUCUUUAGCAGUAAAAUGAUAUGCAUAAAUGUCAUGAAAGGCAGAAAAUGAAAAUGGAUCCAUUAAAACCGAAAGC
Tigriopus californicus is the source of this 2865-nucleotide messenger RNA. RefSeq names its product dynein regulatory complex subunit 7-like (gene lobo). Lineage: Eukaryota; Metazoa; Arthropoda; Copepoda; Harpacticoida; Harpacticidae. Bases 365 to 2797 code for a protein of 810 amino acids. Gene Ontology annotation, cellular component: motile cilium. The record is from RefSeq and is a predicted model, not a curated record. Gene Ontology annotation, biological process: flagellated sperm motility. The transcript has 5 exons.